AUGGUAUCCUACGACACUUGGCCGAAGAUAGACCCGCGAAUACUGCUCUAUCUGAUGAUGGUGGUGCUGUUCCUCGACCACAUUUGGGAAAUAAUAUUGGCCAAGCGACAGCAACUGACCUGCCUGAAUGCCAUCAUGGUGCCGGACCCGUUAAGAGAUAUUAUACCGCCGGAGAUCUUUCAUCGCGCCCGCGUCUAUGAAUUGCACAAAAUGGAGCUCUUUAUAUGGAAAAAUAUCAUCGAUUUGAUCGUUAGCCUAUUGGAAUUAUAUUUUGGCUUCUAUCCAUUUGUCUGGGGGCUGGCCGCUAGCACGUUGGCCCCCCUAACAGGCCGAGAGCUGUGGAUUAGCCUUAUCUUUGUAUUCUACCUAACUAUAUAUAUAUCGCUGCGCUGCCUGCCCGUCCUGAUAUACGAUAAGUGCAUCUUGGAGCUGAGAUAUGGAACGCAACGACGGUUUCCUUGCUAUAUGUACCUGUUAAUCGGCGUAGUGUGCAUUAUCCUAGCUCAGAUAAUCCUGGCCCCGCUCACCCUUUUGAUUGUGUUCAGUGUCCAGAUCAUGGGAUUCUUUUUCUUUCUGUAUUUCUGGCUGAUGUGGGCCGGCUUUACCUUGUUCCUCGUCUUCUUUCUGCCCUAUCUGUGUGUGCCUUGCAUUGGUGUCCAGCGUCGAUUGCCGCCCGGGAGCCCCCUCUAUGCGGAUGUUCAGGUCGUUUGCGAUCAGACGGGAUUCCCCAUGAAUCGGGUGUUCAUCAUUCGGACCAAGUCCAUGCAGUACAGCAAUGCCUACUUCUACGGCAGCUGCUGCCUGAAGCGCAUCGUCAUCUUCGAUACGUUGCUCCUCAACAAGGGACAGCCGGUCACGCAGCUGCAGCCGUAUGAGAUUGGACGUGGGCUGACCAAUCCCCAGGUGGUCGCCGUAGUUGCACACGAGCUGGGCCACUGGAAGAGCGGACACUUCUACAAGGCCACAUUCAUCAUGAAACUGCAUUUCCUUCUGACGAUGGUCCUCUUUGGCUUGUUCUUUCACUGCCCGUACCUGUAUGAGGCGGUUGGCUUUGCCCCGGGUGUCUGGCCAAUUAUUGUCGGCUUUUUGAUCGUGCUGCGAUUUGCACUGACGCCAUAUCUGACGCUGGCCAACUUCCUGAUGCUGUGGAAUCUACGACGCUUCGAAUAUGCCGCAGAUCGAUUCGCCCAUCGACUAGGCUACUCUCUGCUGCUGCGCUCGGCGCUCAUGAAAAUCUAUGCCGACCACAUGAGCUUCCCGGUCUACGAUACCUGCUAUGCUCGCUGGCAUCAUACGCAUCCAACCAUAUUGCAGCGAUUGGCCUAUCAGCAAAAACUGGAUGAGGAGGCCUACUUUAGGGCGUAGUUGAUCCGUCUCUGUAUAAA
Molecule: messenger RNA, 1385 nt
Organism: Drosophila navojoa
Lineage: Eukaryota; Metazoa; Arthropoda; Insecta; Diptera; Drosophilidae
Gene: ste24c
Product: ste24c prenyl protease type I
Biological process (GO): CAAX-box protein processing
Molecular function (GO): metalloendopeptidase activity
Source: RefSeq, a predicted model, not a curated record